This is a messenger RNA of Papilio xuthus (Asian swallowtail), 1467 nucleotides long. RefSeq names its product UPF0565 protein C2orf69 homolog. The transcript has 10 exons. The record is from RefSeq and is a predicted model, not a curated record. The coding region runs from base 145 to 1170 and encodes 341 amino acids. Lineage: Eukaryota; Metazoa; Arthropoda; Insecta; Lepidoptera; Papilionidae. Gene Ontology annotation, cellular component: mitochondrion.
UACUUUUAUAAAAUUAAUGAAAUAAAAAGUCAAUAGAUGUUAAUGGAAACAAAAAAAAUAACAAUUUACAUUUGUUAAUGGUUAUCGGAGAAUAAGAAGAUAUUGAUAGUGAGAACUUAUUUUGUGUAGCGAUGAGUUAGACAAAUGCGUCCACUCAGACUGCGGCGCGUGGUGGGGCUGGAGGGGCGCGCCAAUGACGUCGUGUUCUACCCCGCGCCCCGCCCCGUCACACCCCCGCACAAGCUCGGCGCGCUUGUGUUUUUUGGUGGGGAUGUACAGGAUUACCCGGAAAUAAUGCAAGCGCACCGCGACUACAGAAACUAUUUAAAGUACAAUUUGGAAACCACGGCACGCAUGCUCGGACACAACUUCCCCACAAAACAUGUAGUGGUUGUGAAACCUUCUAGGAUAGAGUAUAAAAGCUUCAGCUGCUAUGACAACUUCGUGCCCGGCAACAACGCUGGCGUGCCCGAUCACACGCCCACGCACAGUGCCCUCCUGCACCUAGAGAGGUUACUGCAAGGUGUGAGCUGCAGACUCAAGUCCUUGCCCACUGCUGAGCUGUUGGAGGCAGCCAGCGCGCUGCCCGAGGAGAUAGACAUAGAAGACCUGCCUGUCAAUUUGCAGAAGACGCAGCGCGCGGUGGGCGGGGCGGGCGCCGGCUCCGCCCCACACGAGCCCAGGUCAGUGGUGUGGUGGCGCGAGGGUCUGCGGCUGGAACAGUGCCCGCUGACGCUGGUGGGGUUCAGCAAGGGUUGCGUGGUGCUCAACCAGUUCAUCUACGAGUUCCACUACGCGAACACCCUCACGCCCGGAGACGAUCACAUGAGAAGGUUGAUGUCUGGCAUCUCAGCGAUGUACUGGCUGGAUGGUGGACACGCGGGCACCAAGAACACCUGGCUCACCGCGCGCAGCCUCCUCGAGACACUCGCUAGGCUCAACGUCAAUAUCUACGUGCACGUGAGCCCGUACCAGGUGGAGGACGAGGGCAGGCCCUGGAUCGGCCGCGAGGAGCGCGCCUUCACCGCACUGCUCAGGAAACUCGGCGCUAAGGUAAAACGUUACCUGCACGAGCAGCCGGGCGCGCCGCACUCUCUGCACAUGCACUUUGAAGUGCUCACAUCGUUCGCUACACGCACACGCAACGACACUGAUGAUGACCAAAUGUAACUCACCUCGCUCAGUGACACCAAUGUGGGGGCACUGCGAUCGCAAGUCCGUGCCCCCGUGCCCCCGGUGGGCGCAUUUAUUUAUAAAUGUUUGUCAUUAAUAUGAAACAUCCAGUGGCGAGUUUACUUUCAUCUAAAUCGUAGUAGCAUUGAAUGUGUUAACAUAAAAAGUUGACUUUUAUUUGUUUUUAAAAUUAAUUUUACGAAAUUAACUUACGUUAUUGUAAAGUGUAAAUAUGUUUACAAUAUAAAUUGUUUUAUUAUGAAAUUAUUUGAUCUCAAUAAUUGUUUAUUAGAA